Molecule: messenger RNA, 489 nt
Organism: Mycena indigotica
Lineage: Eukaryota; Fungi; Basidiomycota; Agaricomycetes; Agaricales; Mycenaceae
Product: Aldo-ket-red domain-containing protein
Exons: 4
Coding region: 1-489 (162 amino acids)
Source: RefSeq, a predicted model, not a curated record
AUGUUCCACCGCGAACGUCCGGAGAAGGAAUACACCCCUUUGUACGCCAAGUACGGCCUGGGCACAACCGCAUUCUCUGCACUGCAGGGCGGACUGCUGACGGGGAAGUACAACGACGGCAUCCCAGACGGCACGCGCUCGCCACCGUGCCCAUGUUCCUGCGGGGCGACGGAGGGUCCCCAGGGCGAAGAGCUGCUUUGGAAAGUGCGUCUCCUCAGCCAAAUUGCUGCGGGUGCGUCGUUUCUCCCCGACUUGCUGAACUCUGGGCGGAACCCGCUGGCGCUCGCGUGGGUUGCGGCGCACCGCCACACUUCCACAGUCAUCCUCGGCGUGUCCUCCGUCGCACAGCUCGAGGCGAACCUCGGCGCGCUUGAGGUCCUGCCCAAGCUGGAUGCUGCGGUGUUGGCGCGGAUCGAGGCUGUGUUGGGUAACCACCCGCAGGAGCCGGAGACGUAUGGUCGCCCGCCGCUGGAUCAGGGCAUCCUUUGA